AUGGCUCCUUCUAGCGUUCAAGACCUGUUCGAUGCCGAGCCAAUGACUGCCACCAAGGUCAGGAAUGGCUCAGUUGCCGCUGUCAGUUAUCACAAGGGGGACUUCGAAAUCUUCCGCCGACUGGUUCCUCUAGCAUCCGAUGGCAAGAUAACACACCUUAACGCCGGCUUCAUGCCCCCGUCAAACCUCAUCGUGGACGAAGCCAUCCGCCGCUUCUGCUCGGAAUCUCUUCACCAUCCAUCGCCCAAAGCUUGCUGGCGUCAAGACGUCGAGGCCGUCCAUCAGCUCUUGGCUCGGUACAUCAACACAGAUCCAUCGUCAAUAGCGUUUGUCCGCGACACGACAGAGGGCGUUGGAAGCUUCAUCCACGGGUUGAAGUUCGAGCCUGGAGAUAACGUAGUCAUUCUAGACUGCGAGCACCCGAACCAGGCAUUCGGCUGGAUGGCACUUCGUCCACUCGGCUUGGAGGUCCGCCUUGUCCCGACGGACUCUGAGAGACCUGUCGCCGCCAACGCGAAGACCUUCGCCCCCUAUGUCGACGACAGGACCAAAGCCAUUGGCCUAAGCUCAAUCAUGUUCCAUAGUGGACAAUGGAACGAUAUCGCAGAUGUUUGCUCUGUCUACAGACCAAUGCGCAUCCAUGUCCUUGCAGAUUUAACGCAGCAAGUCGGGUUCGCCGACGUUGAUGUCCGGGCCCUAGGCGUCUCAGCAGCUGCUUUCAGCUUACACAAGGGGCUCAACACACCAACAGGCUUCGCAGCCCUCUAUGUCGAUUCUGCCGUCAUCGAAGAACUUGACCCAACCCCGCCACUUGUCGGCUACGGAGGCGUGGCCAGCGUUAGCGACUCAGAAGACUUCAUGAUUCCGGAGGGACCGAUCGUGUUCCAUCAGACGGCUCGCCGAUAUGAGCACGCUAACAUGAGCUUCAUCUUGGCCGUUGCAGCUCGGGCAUUUCUUGAGUUUUAUCUCGAGGUUAUGGGUCCCAAGAAUGUUCAGAACCAUCUUUACGGCCUUGGAGAUGCUUUACGAGAGUCUUGCGCCGAGUUGGAACCAUGCCAGAACUGCGUCACGUCCAAGACCGCAUGCGAGUACCGCGAGGUCGACCGCAAGAGAGUGCCAGUCUCGCACGAAUACGUCGCUAGCCUAGAAAGCCGCCUAUCCUGGUUCGAAUCAUUCGUCAAGAACCUGCGCGCUGCGUCUCCAAAACAGCGGGAGGAGAUGCUCAAGUCAACCGCCUUGGACGACAAGUCGCCCAAAAGUGAGACGCAGGCCCCUGGAGAGUACAUUACCCAGCUCGGAAUCCACGCAGGUAACCAAGCCAAUCUCGAACUCGGGCUAGAGGGAUCGCUAGUCUAUCACGGCGCUACAAGUAUCUUCCGCGCCGAGGCAGAGCAUGGGCAGAAGGACGUUACCGACCGCGUUGGUCAGGGUUAUUACGACGGCGUCGAGUCCAACUUUGAGAGCGUCAUGGAGCAUUUCGGGAUUGGCAUGCAUGAUGAAGUCGUCAUGAAGUCGCUGACGCAGUUUUUCCGGUGGCAGUACCCUCACUUCAUGUUCAUUUAUCGUGAGGCCUUCCUAAGGGACCACUUUGGGGAUAGGAAGAACGGAAAGUACUGGUCUUCGGCGCUGUUACUGUCCGUAUGCGCGCUGGGAGCUCUUGUGUCGCUCGAUACGAAGGAUUCAAGCGAUCAGUUCUUUCUGGCGGCGGAGAGCAUUAUCAUGGUAACUGGUCUGACGAGGCCAUCCAUCGCGACCGUUCAGGCGUUUCUUUGUCUGGCCUUCUAUGAGAUUGGAAGGGGUAAUCUGUCAAAAGGAUGGGGUUACUCAGGCAUUGCCUUUAGGAUGGCUCAAGACUUGGGCUUCCAGAGAGACCCGAAGGAUUGGGUCCAGCACGACUCUUCCCUAGCUACUCCCGAAGAUGUCGAGAUCCGGAGACGCAUCUACUGGGGCUGCUACAUCUCCGACAAGCUGAUCAGUCUCAUCCUCGGUCGGCCGGUGUACCUCGUCUACGACGAGGCGGAAGUGCAGCCCAUGGAGACUCUGCCUGAACCGCCUGAGAUGGCAUCGUGGCGACCAGUUGGUUUUGGCGAUGAAGACACGCAGUCGACGAAAGCAACAUCCAUGAUUCCAUAUCUCCAUGAGCAGAUCUGCCUGUCGCGAAUUAUCGAGCGCAUGAUGACGACCCUGUUUAGCCCUCGUUCGCAUCUAGACGACAUCAGCCGCCGGCUAUGUUUCGACAACCUCAACCUCGAGCUGAACCGCUGGCGGGAAUCUCUCCCCGACUUUGCGAAGUGGCUUAAAUGGGGCCCUUCAUCAAAGCCGAUACCCGGAGUCUUUGCCCUGCACCUCCUUUUCCACAGCGCUCGCAUCGCUUUAAACUACGACCAGGCCAUCGCGACACGCGGCAGCGAGUCGGAGGAGAGGUCGCGGGUGUACUGCAGCACUUCAGCAACCGACGUGACGUCCCUCCUGCGCACCUACCGGACCCAGUACGGCUUGCAACAUGCGCCGCUUGUGUUCGUGUACGGCGCGGUGCAGGCGUGCCGCUCGGCAAAGGCUUUUGGGAUCGCGGAGGAGUUGCAGUAUCUGAAUCAGACACUUGGAGAGUUGUCAUCGAUCUGGGGUCUUUCUCGAGAGGUUCUCCGGCGCUUGGGUUGA
Messenger RNA from Colletotrichum aenigma, 2658 nucleotides. RefSeq lists its product as uncharacterized. Gene Ontology annotation, biological process: DNA-templated transcription. NCBI's taxonomy places the organism in Eukaryota, Fungi, Ascomycota, Sordariomycetes, Glomerellales, Glomerellaceae. Gene Ontology annotation, molecular function: DNA binding; zinc ion binding. The record is from RefSeq and is a predicted model, not a curated record. The transcript is spliced from 5 exons. The coding region runs from base 1 to 2658 and encodes 885 amino acids.